UUUUUUUCUUUUCUCUCUCUGUUUUUUUAGCCGCCGCCCGUUUAAUCCAAGUGAGGUCAGACCUCAUCAAAUUCCAGAUUGAAAAACGAAUUAUAUACUUUUUUUAAGUAAUGAAAGAAUUUGAGAACUUGAGGAGUUGCUCCGGUUCUGCAUUUGAUUCACAAUUUGUGAUGAUCGACUCAUAGAAUGUGAGAGAGCUAUUUAGACAGCAAUGUCGGACAACGGAUGUACGAGAGGGGCUUGGGCCGCGACCACUCGUAUACCUUUUCGACCCGGAAGCCGGUCUUACAAUUGCCCUGACCGAGCAGCUAACCCCGGACAUAGAAAGUAGUUUGAUCAUUUCCUUGCCCGAGGGCCGAGCCGUGGUCGACUAAACACCGAGAGUGGGGCGUGAUGUAUAUAUACUCCUUUUUUCUCUCUUUUUUCUUUUUUCUUUUUUUCUUUUCUCUCUCUGUUUUUUAGCCACCGCCUGUUUAAUCCAAGUGAGGUCGGACCUCAUCAAAUUCAAGAUUGAAAAACGAAAUAUAAACUUUUUUUAAGUAAUGAAAGAAUUUAAGAACUUGAGGAGUUGCUCCGGUUCUGCACUUGAUCUACAAUUUGUGAUGAUUGACUCAUAGAAUGUGAGAGAGCUGAUCUGCAAUCCAUUCUUCAUCAACGAGCUUGCAGUACUCCGCUUUCAUGUAAAAUCUUGUACCCCUUUGACAACGAUUCUUCCAUGCCUUCGUGUAAUAGCUCCAUUUUGCAAGAUAUGUUCCACUUUAGCAACGGUGCUUUCAAGCCUUCGAACCCCUUGACAACGGCACUUCCACGCUAUUGUGAAUUUCUGCGGCAUAGGGCGUCUUCGUAUUAUCUGAAGGAUGUGUCCAAGUCCACAAUAAUGGUGUGACUGGAAUGUUUAUGCACCUCUUCCUUUGGUGUCAAUCUCUAGAACCCUUGAGCCAAAGCUUCUAGAACGCGGGUGGCUUCUCGGAACGCUUGCACCCCUGCAUGAAGUUAUGUUAGCUUUGUGUGCGGAGCACAAUAUGGCUCACCUUUAAGACGAUCACAGGCAGAUUUCCCGUUACGACCGUGACCCAGUGUACCCCUUGAGUUUCCAGGAUUCGACAAUUGAUUCCAGAGAUCUCCUGUCAGCAUCAUCACCUGGCUCCUCACAUGACGGUCGUUGUAUUGUCCAUACUGCUCGGUGUGAAUGAAAACUUCAUGUCGGAGUUCUCGUCCUCCGGAUCAUCACGCUUCCCUUUGUCUUCCUUAUUUCCUUCUUUCCUUCUUCUUCAUCCUUCUUCCUCUGCUUGGCAUCUUCUGCCUCCGCCUGGCGGUCUGCACGCCCUUGUGGAAUGGCUUCGCUUUGCAAGGUUUGUAGCCCCUUAGCAUCAGUACUUCUGGACCUUCAUGGUUAGCUCCACGUUGCAAGGUCUGUACCCCUUUAGGAACGAUGCUUCCAGGACUUCGAGUAACAGCUCCGCGUUGCAAGUUCUGUACCCCUUUAGCAACAGUGCUUCCUUCCCGGGAAGAGUGUUGUCGGGAGGGCCCCUUCCUGGCUGCUGCUGCGUUGCAAGGUCUGUACCCCUUUAGCCACAAUGCUUCCCUUUGUCUUCCUUCUUUACUUCUUGUCGGAGUUCUCAUCUUCCAGGUCAUCACACUUCCCUUUGUCUUCCUUCUUUCCUUCUUCUUCAUCCUUCUUCCUCUGCUUGGCGUCUUCUGCCUCAGCCUGGCGGUAUGCAUGCCCUUGUGGAAUGGCUUCGCGUUGCAAGGUUUGUAACCCCUUAGCAACGGUACUUCUAGACCUUCAUGAUCAGCUCCAUGUUGCAAGGUCUAUACCCCUUUAGCAAUGAUGCUUCCAGGACUUCGAGUAACAGCUCCGCGUUGCAAGGUCUAUACCCCUUUAGCAAUGGUGCUUCCUUCCUUCCUGGGACGAGUGUUACCGGGAGGGGCUUCUUCCUGGCUGCCGCUGCGUUGCAAGGUUUGUACCCCUUUAGCCACGAUACUUCCAUGCCUUCGAGUAACAGCUCUGCGUUGCAAGGUCUGUACCCCUUUAUAAACGGUGCUUCCAGGAAUUUGAGUAACAGCUUCGCGUUGCAAGGUUUGUACCCCUUUAGCAAUGGUGCUUCCUCUCUUCCCGGGACGAGUGAGGGCCUCCUUCCUGGCUGCCGCUGUGUUGCAAGGUUUUUACCACUUUAGCAACGAUUCUUCAAUGCCUUCGAGUAAUAGCUCUAUGUUGCAAGGUAUGUGCCCCUUUGACAACAUCGCUUCAUCAUGGUACCAGUGGAUGGUUCAGGGGCAUGGAGGUCGGCCACGUAUGGCUCUCCCCCGACGACCCUUCUCCUCAGCUCGUGUAGCCUUAGCCUCAGAUCUUCCAUCGCAUCAGGGGUCGGUUCUGCUUGUGCGCGUCCAGCGUGGAGCUGAACUUGCGCAGAAGACUCUGCAACCUCUCGCGUAAGUGAGGUUGAGAUUUAGCAUGACGUCCAUCCGGGAAGGCUGUCCGCCUCCCUGGUUGAUGAGAGUGAUGAGACGAAUCAUCCCUUCCUUCCCUGGACGAGUGUUGCCGGGAGGGCCUCCUUCCUGGCUGUCGUAGUUGCACAUUUUACUGGGACACAUACUCCCUUCAGGAUCCGUUUGUGCUGGUACGUCUCCCUCCAUAUCGUCUGGAGGACACUUCUAAGACUCAUGCACUAAUGUGACUUGAAUGCUAGUGCUCUGCCUCCUGCGGCAUCAGCCUCCGGAAUCCCUGAGCCAAAUCCUCAAUAGCACGAGUGGCCUCUUGGAGUGCCUGUCAGGUCUCUAGGGCUCGAAAGGCUUUUCCUUAGAUUUCCCGUCGAUCUCACCUCUUGGCUUCUCACAUGAUGGCCGUUGGGCUGCUCUGAGUGUUUGGUGUGGAUAGAAACGUCCUCAUAAUGUCUGGAGCGGUCAGGGCGUACAGGCGUAGAGCAUAAGCGCAUACACGAUGUGUCUUUUUCGGAGCUCCGCAUGGACCGUACAGACGUACAUGCGUAAGGUGCAGGGCUUCGCGGCGGUGUUGCAUCGUUGCACGACCGAUCAAUGCUAACGACUAUCCUGCAAUCUUAGAAAAUUUUAAUAGAAAUUCCAAAUAUAAAUUUUUAAUGUUUGAUAUAUGUCGUCAUUGAUGACCGCUCCAAUUUGAAUGCAGUUCUUGGUGAGAAAGGACUGAAUCGGAGCUCAGGUAUCCUUGACUUGGUCAUUGAUGAGUUACUCGAGAUCCAUCUUCUUUUACCCCUUAGAGUGUUAAAUAAUUUAGAUUGACAUCUCAAUUAUUUUUUGAUAAAAAAGAAUUUUGGCAUUAGGUGAAAUUUUGACUAGUCAAACUUGAAGUUGCUUGGAGAGAAGAAGUCAAGCAGUGGGCAGUCAUCUUCUCCAACGGUGUUCAGAAGAGAGGAGUCGUCUGCAUUUGCUGGGCUACAGAUCGGAGUUGGCUAGGAUGUUCCAGCCGUCCUCGUCGCUCCUGGUACCUGCUAUGGAAUAGAGGCGUGAGGGUGCCGCUGCUACAGACUACCUCGGCUGGGAAGAGGCGUGGACCCAUCGAUCAUCCUUGCUGUCGACGAGAGAGAAAAGGGGCUUCGCCGAAUCAGACGCUGCAGCGACAACAGAGAAGAAAUUCAUGGCGUUCAAUUUGCUUUUCCAGGCCUCAAGCGGCCAUUGAUGGCGGAUAACCAUGGUAGCUCGACUCAGAGGCGGUGGAACGACCUGCUGGCUGACGUCGUGGCAGCUCUGCGAGACACACCCGGCGAGGGACCGCUGGUGUGGCUGAAUUUGGUGAGGUGGAGAGCCGGGUGCUCUGGCGGUACCUGGUCCUCCAAUAGCAGAGCAUCACCAUCGGCCACCUUCUUCUUCGCCCGGAUCCGUUUCAGAUCUCAAAAUUUGAGAUUUAAGUCUAAUUUUUGCUAGGGAUCACCGGAUAGUAGGCUGCGUAUUUACAGAUUUUUCUUGUACUACGUAUUUUUUAUGAAUUUUUGCUGAAUUCCGGCUGAAUUGUGAUGAAUUCUUUAUGCUUUUUUGCGUGAUAUCCUACUUCAUCACUGCUCGAAUCUUCCCAGUUUCCUACCGAAAAUAUAUCGGGUGAUUGGCCGUAGAGAAUAGCCUAG
Cuscuta europaea is the source of this 4097-nucleotide messenger RNA. NCBI's taxonomy places the organism in Eukaryota, Viridiplantae, Streptophyta, Magnoliopsida, Solanales, Convolvulaceae. The record is from the annotation of a GenBank genome assembly.